CUUGGAAAACCUUCUUUCUCAACUGCCACCUCCGAGACCGAGAAGACUGAGAGAGACAAAAAGAGUCAGAGAGAGUUUUGAAUUAGGUGAAAUUCUGUUGCUGUAGAUUAGAUAUAGAUAGAUUCCUAUUGAUCCCAAACCUAAUUUUCGAAUUUUGAAGUCAAAACUCCAAUUCCAUUUUCUCUGCCAUUUUUUGUUUUCAUUUAAAUUUAAAUUUAUUAUCACGUUGGACGAUUCGAAUUCCAAUUUAUAGCGGUUUAUUUGGAGUUCUUAAUGCUGAUUGAUGACGAGCUUUAACCUCAUAUCCCAAAAUGCCGGUUAUCUUUGCUCGUGAGGCUCCCAAGCUAUGGAGGAAAGUAUGCUCAGAGACGUCAACUGAAAUUUCGCUUCUUGCCGGGAAUUGGAAGUAUUUUCUUGCUGGUCUCGUUUUUCAGUAUCUUCAUGGACUAGCUGCUCAUGGUGUUCAUUAUUUACAUCGGCCAGGACCGAUGCUUCAGGAUGCUGGGUUCUUUUUCCUCCCGGAACUUGGUCAAGACAGAUCUUAUCUUAGCGAGACUCUCUUUUCAGUCAUCUUUUUCUCCUUUGUCUUGUGGACUUUUCACCCCUUUGUUUUCCAGUACAAAAAGAUAUAUACAGUUCUGAUAUGGUGCAGAGUAUUUGCUUAUUUAGGCGUCUCUCAAAUGCUCCGGAUUAUAACCUUCUACUCAACUCUGCUUCCUGGUCCAAACUAUCAUUGCCGCAAGGGCUCAAAACUUGCCAGGCUGCCCCCUCCAGAGAGUGCACUUGAAGUGCUCUUAAUCAACUUUCCCCGAGGAGUAAUGUAUGGUUGUGGUGAUUUGAUCUUUUCAUCACAUAUGAUUUUUACCUUAGUAUUUGUGCGCACAUAUCAGAAAUAUGGAACAAAGAGGUGCAUUAAGCAGAUUGCUUGGUUAGUUGCUGGUAUUCAGAGCCUCCUGAUUGUAGCAUCUCGCAAACAUUACACUGUUGACAUUGUUGUUGCCUGGUACACUGUAAAUUUGGUAGUGUUCUUUAUUGACCAAAAAUUGCCAGAAUUGCCUGAUCGGUCCCUUGGUUCUACAUCUCAACAACUGCUACCAAUAAGCAGCAGAGAUAAAGAUAGCAAGAACAAAGAAGAGCUUGACAAAUUCCGGAAUGGAAAUUCUGCCAACAUUGCCACUUGAGUCUGGAAAACCAGAAUGAAUUAUAGAGAUUGUAUGCACAGGAAUGAGUCAAGAAAAGUGGUGACUAUGGAUGAAAUCCAAGUCAUUGUGUUGGAGCACCAGGUUGUCAUGUUUAAAAAGAUUGCUUCAAAAUUUGGUCCACAAAACAGGUUGCGUGGGGUGAAGAAUGGGAGAGGCAUCACAUACAAUACAAGACAAGAGGGCUUAGUAUUUUUCUCAAAGGGCACAGUAACUAGAGGAAGCAAUUAGGGCUGGCAUGACCCAAUUAUGCAAUUUAAUAAUGCUUCUUGUCUCAUGACCCACAAGGACCACCAACCCUUUUGCUUUCCAAAUGCCCUUUCUUUUUUCCCCAUGUAUAUUCUCUCUUUUCAUAGGUUGUUGAAGCAUGAUAUUGGAGACAGCUCUUGUUACAUCACAUGCCUCUCUUGCUUGCUUUCCCUUCACUAUCUGAGCAACUGUUUCUUUUCCUUUUUAGCUGCAAGUCUCUUAACUUUUAGUGCCAACGUAAUAUCUAAACUCUGUUCAUCCCUCCAAAUGUCAAAUGUAUCAAAAAGAUAGCAAUUAUGUCAUUUGCAUGGACUUCCUCUCUGGGAUGGGUGUUUUGC
Molecule: messenger RNA, 1786 nt
Organism: Prunus mume (Japanese apricot)
Lineage: Eukaryota; Viridiplantae; Streptophyta; Magnoliopsida; Rosales; Rosaceae
Source: RefSeq, a predicted model, not a curated record